CUGUUUUCUGUGACUCGGAUACUGUGACAGUAAAAUUUAGUUCUGAGUAUUUCGUUUCCAAUAUUCCAGUUGAUCUGAAAAGUAAAUUUUUAUCGUUGAAUUUCAUUUUUUUAGUGUACCUAGUGAUUAGUGUACGUUGUGUGUGAUUAAUUCAUUUUAGCUGUUCUUAUGGAGUUUUUAAUUUUAAGAUUGAAUAACAAAAUUUACGAUGUUUGAGGUUUCACUGUUUACUGUCUACGUUGCUGAAUAGCUUACCGUUACCUUCGGAAAAAUUGGUUAAUUCUAUUUGUUGGUGUAGUUAAUUAGUUUUUCAUUUUUUGUAGAUAGUAAGUGACUCAAUAAAAAUAAAGGUAAGUAAAUUAAAUUAAUGGCUGAUCAAUUCUUGCAAAUUGAAGAAGUAACGUCUGUUGUGUGGAUGGACAAUGUCGUCUGUAGGAUCGCCUCUUCAUACAUCAAGUCAACAAACAGUUGAGCUGAAGUGAUCUAGUUGUUCUAGAAUUCAUCCGUUCGAGUGAUUCUAUAUCUCGGAGGACUCGUGUCAUUCGCGUGCGUGCCUGCCACUCACGUCGUGCGGUUAUUCAGGUGGCAGUUGACCUAUAUUUAUCGAACUUUAUUUCGGUGUCGGAACAAACUAUGUGGCGCCGGAACGAGUUCGAGAAUGUACGCCUCUCAAUUAUUUUAAGCGUCCGGUCGAAAAUGAAAGAACCAUCGUCGCCCGGUGUCUCCAGUCGGAAAAGUCGGUGGAAACUUUCGGUGUGGUCCGGCACGCUCGGAGCUGAUUCGUGAUCUCUCGAGAUGUCGACACAAUUUACGCUCCCGUUUUCGUCUUUCCGAAUUCAUUUUAAUUUCGGCGUUAUGUUUCAAUGCUCGGUCGGUUCGGCUUGUUCAGUUUUCGGCCAGUGAAAUCCGCAAAAAUAUGGACUUGGCUGUAUGGUUUGGUAAGACAAUGUCGUCCAGUUCGCGCCGUUUGAGUAUGGAAAGAUCCCGUCUGCGAAUGGACAGCUACUCUUCAAAUGCCGGCGGAAGAUCUAGAAACUCUCCUCCUCGACGAAGAGAACUUGACAACGUGAUGAAGAAAGCUCGCAAGGAAGGGCCUGACAAGAGCAGCUAUUGGAAUAAGAAGCUUUUGGAAGUCGAGGAGAAAGAUCCCAACAGAUGGAGACACAGCGGCUUCAAGGAGCUGUACGGCGGGGCCGGGGGUGGAGAGGGUGCGGAAGGGGGGAGAGGGGGGAGCCGAUCGCGCAGCAGAUCACGCAGCUUGAGACCGCGCUCCCCUCCCCCCUCCAGUGCGCGCGCCUCAUCGCCCUGGAAGAGCAAGGGGGGGUCGGGGUCAGGGAGAGCGCGGUCCCCCAAGACACGACCCAAGUCGCCGCCCGCCCGCUCAAAGCCAAGCAAACGACCUACCGCACCGCCUGCUAGGGCAAGAUCGGAAAGCUUGUCCUCCGGAUCUGUAAGCAGCUGCUCGGAUGAAUCAUGCUCGGUUUGCUCACCAAAAACCAAAAGAAGACCUCCACUUCCAAAAGACAAGGAGCGUGAGCGCGAGAGAGACAAGGAAAAGGACAGGGAGAAAGAGCGAGAACAACGGGAAAGGGAGAGAGAAAAAGAGAAGGAAAGAGAGAGGGACAGGGAAAUGCGAGAGAAGGAAAGAGAGCAGCGGGAGCGGGAGCGUGAACGUGAGAGAGAACGUGAAAGGGCCAAGGUCGUAGAGUCACCUCGGCCCGGCCUACGCUCAAGGUCUCGUUCAUUUUCGGUGCCAAGAUCCAAGCCCGAAAAGCCACGACGCAAGACCAAGCAGAGGAAAAGAGACAAGGAAAAGGACAAACGCUCGAAAUCAUCAUCCAAGCAGUCGAGCAGUCGACGUCGCCGGCCGACGAUCAAGGUGGAGCGUUCUGAUUCUGAGCGGUCUUCGUCGGAGUCGGGAGGACCACGACUGACCCUGUCGGAGCGCUUCGGCAAGAUGGCGCAGUGGUCGGUCGAUCGCGACACGGAGCUGCACCGCAACCUGCGCAUCACCGCAGGCGACCAGCUCCAUGUCGAGAUGGACAGUCCGACUGAGCCUCCCUCAGCCGCCGCCGCCGCACUCCCAAACAGAGGUAUUGCCUCAUUUCCGGAUGGAGCUUGGGAUGAUGUGAGGUUCCGCUACACUCAUUACAAAGAACAAGGAUAUCUGCGAGAUCUAACACUGCAGGACUAUAUCAAGUGGGAGGAGUGGUGGUAUAAAUACCAGGAUUGGCUCGAGAACGAACGCUGCUAUGAUCGGUAUCACAUGUACAGAAGAAGACUGUGAGAUAAAGCGCUUAUAAAGUUAUAUGAAUUAUAUUAUUUAUUUAUUCAAUUAAUACAAUCUCAACUUUUAACAAGUUGAGUACGGUAUUUAUUUACUAUUUACUAAUUCUCAGUUUUAGUAAGGAAUGCCAUCCUGUAAUAUAUGAAAAUUAAGAUAUCAAUGUGUACUAUUUGUAAGCUUUAAAUUAUUGCAUACUAAUGUGAUGAUAAAUUCUUAUUUAUAAGUAAUGUGAAACUAGUUGAAUGAACAUUUUCAAUCACUAUCAAUUAUUAUAAUAUUAUAUCAUGACAAAAAUAUCACUUCAACUAGAUUUAUGUUAUUGUCCACUCUAGAUGAAUAUUUGCAUACGCGUAUUGAAUUGGCAGUGUAAUCUUGGCCUGCAUAAGAAUAAUAUAUCCACUAUAUUUAUUUAUUUCAUACAAACAUUAAUUUAUAUACCUCCAAUGAAUGUGUUGAAUUAUCCUGUAUGUAUUAGGUUUCUCAUUAUGUCUACUUUCGAGUUUAUCUAGCCAUAGAA
Messenger RNA from Nilaparvata lugens (brown planthopper), 2804 nucleotides. Its product is annotated as splicing regulatory glutamine/lysine-rich protein 1. Lineage: Eukaryota; Metazoa; Arthropoda; Insecta; Hemiptera; Delphacidae. The record is from RefSeq and is a predicted model, not a curated record. The coding region runs from base 917 to 2287 and encodes 456 amino acids. The transcript has 10 exons.